This is a messenger RNA of Parasteatoda tepidariorum (common house spider), 1988 nucleotides long. RefSeq names its product zinc finger CCCH domain-containing protein 14. Gene Ontology annotation, molecular function: metal ion binding; poly(A) binding. Gene Ontology annotation, biological process: regulation of mRNA stability. The record is from RefSeq and is a predicted model, not a curated record. Gene Ontology annotation, cellular component: nucleus; cytoplasm. Lineage: Eukaryota; Metazoa; Arthropoda; Arachnida; Araneae; Theridiidae.
UGCCGGAAACGGUUUUGAUAGCUUUCGUUUUCUAUCAAGUUGUAACAGUUUUGCUAUAAUGUUUUGCAAUCCUCUAAUAUUGCGAACAUUAUCCAUAACUAUUUCUUUCAUUUGUUUAAUUGAUUAACUGUAAAAAUGGAAAAAAGUCAAAGUGAAGUGACUGAUAAAAUUAGACAUUCAAUUAAAGAGAAAUUGAAGAAAAUGAACACAUUUGUUGAUGAUGAACUUCCUGAGUAUAUAAUGAUUUUGAUCGCAAAUAAACGCAGCAAACAUCAUAUGGAAAAAGAUUUAUCCUUAUUUUUGGGAAAUCAAACAGGUGAAUUUACUAAUUGGCUUUGGGACUUAGUAAGUGCAUUUAAAACUGGUGGAAAAACCAAAAGUUCUAAAUCUAACCUUAGUUUGGAUUCGCAAAAUAUUGAAGAAGACGAUGUUUUGAGUUACGAUCCGACAGAACAAGAUGAGUCUUUAUUCUUGGAAGAGGUAAACGAAUCACCUGCUGAUAAAGAAAAUACAUCUAAAACUGAAAAAUCUGAAGAUUCAAAAAUUGCAUUGUCAAGUGAUGAGGAAAUACCUGAGAAUCCCUAUAUAUCUCUAAGUGCUGCUGAUAAAGUUCAACAGAAAAUUACAAUAAAACGUGAAAUAGAUGAUUCUAAUAUUUCUAAAAAUGAAGUAUCAAAAACUUCAUCCAAUGGUCAAUCGUUGCAAAAGUCAGCUAAAGUGUAUCCUAUGCAACGAAUGAAACCAGCUUCCAAUACUGCUCCUACAAAAGAAAGUGUUUCAGUUAAAUCAUCUGAGCUCCCCAAGACAGAAUAUAGUGGUGUAGCUAGUGUAGUUUGUUUUACCCAAAGGAAAUAUGGUGGAGCUACUGCUGCGCUUCAAGCUAAUAAACUGUUGUUAAGAGCUGUUAAUGAUGCUACAAAGUCUGUAUUAAGUGGCAAAAAUAUAAAAGAUUAUUAUAAACCAACUCCUAUCAUAGAAUUGGCUGAAAACAAAAUGCCUGAUGGGGAAAUCAAUGAAAUUGUUCACACGGAAAAAAAGGCUUUUGAUGGUUUAAUUAAUGAUCAAGAUACUAAGUUAGUAAAGUAUGAAAUGCAAGAGCCUAAUACUGAUAAUUCAGAAAAUACUACAUCAAGAAAGAUUGUAAGUUUAAAUUCUGUUGAAAUUGGAAUUUUCGAUGGAGAUUCAUCUCAUCAGUUAAGUACAAGUGACCAUAAACCUGUUAAAAUUGAAGAAGAAAAUGCUGUUACUCCGCAUUUUAUUGUGACUUUAGAUGGUGUCAACUUCUCAUCGGUGAAAAGAAAGAGAAGCAUCAUUUCUGAAGAAGAGCCUAUGGAUAUUGAUGAAGAGGAAGAAGACUAUGAUGAAGUACCUGAGCAAAACGAUGAAAAGAAGAUGAAGAUAGCUGAACGAUGCAAAUACUGGCCUGCGUGUAAAAAUAAUGUUGAAUGUGCAUAUCAUCAUCCAACGGUACCUUGCAAAAGUUUUCCAAAUUGCAAGUUUGGUGACAAAUGUCUUUAUAUACAUCCUAAUUGUAAAUUCGAUGCUAGGUGUAGCAAACGAGACUGUCCUUAUACUCACUGCAGUAUUCGAAAAUAUCCUAUUGCACCGAUUGCAGUUAUCAAACCACUAAAGAUUCAGAAGUCCAAAAUUGUAUGCAAAUAUUAUCCACGGUGUACAGCUAAAUCUUGUCCAUUUAUUCAUCCUAAAUUAUGUAAGUUUGGUACUCAGUGUCAUGCACCCAAAUGCCCUUUUGGUCAUUUUCAAAUUCCUAAUCGAAGUCAAAUGAAGUGGAAAGCAGUUUGAUUGGUUGAUUAACUUCAAAACUUUAGUUUUCAGUCCAGUGUUAUAUUUUGUGCAUUGUUAAGGAAACUAACUGCAUUCAUUACAUUUUAUUUAAAUUAGUUUGAAAAUGCAAGUUGUACAUUAUUCUGUAAUAUACCAUACAUUUGUUUGUUUUUGUUUAUUAAUAAAUUGUGCAUUAAUAUGUA